GACGCGUCUCCAUGGCGGCGGCGGGCAGCGGGUACCGCCGGGAGCGGGCCCUGGCCCUGCGGAACAGCAGCUCCGCCCUGUACAACAACCUGACCGUGCUGUGCCCCCCCGCGCGGCCCCCCCGGGCCUUCGGCGCCGUGCACGGCACCACCCUCAGCCUGCUGGGACCCGAGGGGCCCCCCCGGCAGCUGCCGGCGCGGGGGGGGGGCUCGGCCCUCAGCACCCCCCUGCUCACACAGGCCGCCUGGUGCGAGCUGCCAGCCCGGGUGCUCCUGGUCCUCACGUCCCAACGCGGUGUCCAGAUGUACGAGGCCGACGGCUCCACCCUGGUGUUCUGGCACGCGCUGGACGUCCCGGAGCACCCGGCGGCACAUUCCGUGUUUGCCCGAGGCAUCUCCGCGGCCGGGGAGCGCUUCAUCUGUGUGGGGACGUCCUCCGGGGCUGUGCUGGUGUUUGACAUCCCCCCCAAAGGCACCAACGUGACCCUGAGCGAGGUCCUGGAGCAGCACCGGGAUCCCGUCACCGACAUCGCGGCCGAGCAGGGCCAGGCCCCGGAGGCAGCUGGGGAUCUGGUGACAGCUGAUGACUCUGGGACCCUCUGCUUGUGGAGCACCGGGGAGGAGUUCACCCUGCUCGGAAAGAUCCCGGGAUCUGGCUGCACCUGCUCGUCGGUGACGCUGUGGAACGGGAUCGUGGCUGCGGGCUACGGGAAUGGGCAGAUCCGGCUGUGGGAGGCAGGGACGGGGCAGCUCCGUGCCCAGGUGAGCGCCCACGCCCGCUGGAUCUACGCCCUGGACCUGGCACCGCUCACCGGAAAGCUGCUGUCGGGCGCAGAGGAUUCCUUUGUCCACGUCUGGAAGCUCAGCAGGGACCCGGACACAGAUGACGUCGAGAUCCGGCACUGCCACGCCGAGUGCGUGACGGACACGCAGGUCUGUGGCGCCCGCUUCUGUGACCCCGCCGGGGACACCUUCGCUGUCACCGGCUACGACCUGAGCGAGAUCCUCUGCUACGGCCCGGCCUGAGCCGGGAACGCCGGGAACGUCGGGAACGUCGGGCCCAUCCAGCACCAAGGGUGAGGGGUGAGCACAGACCCCCCUCCAGCUCCGAGGGGAUGUGAGGGGGGAGCUGGGCCGGAUCCCCCCGUGCCCGAAGCCCUGCCGAGGGCCGGAGCUGCUCCGGAGCCAGCCCAUCAAGGGGAUCCCCGAGAUACUCCCAUGGCCCCCCCUCCAGGUCCUGGGAUCCUCCCGUGGCCCCCACCCUUCCCGGAGGGCUGCGUGGCUGGGAACGGGCUCGGCCCAGACGGGAGGAUCCUGGGAAACCUGUGCUACCUGCUGCUCUGCCCCGGCCAGGAGAGCCCUGAGCCCGGCCCAGCCCUGAGCCCGGCCCAGCCCUGAGCCCGGCCCAGCCACGGGGCAGCUCCCGCCGGCCCCGCCCCGAGAACUCCGGUCACACGGGGACCGGGAUGGGAGGGAGUGGGGGAACAGUGGGGACACGGGGAGUCUGGGAGACCCCGCACCCCCGUGGGACCUCACAGCCCUGUGGGACCCCAACCUCUUCUAGGACCCCACGACCCCACAGCCUCAUGGGACCCCAAGCUCCCGUGGGAACCCACACCCCCGUGGGACCCCACAGCCCCACAGCCACUGGCCAGAUGUGCGAGGCCCCAGCUGUGCUCCGGGGCUGGAAACUGCAGCAGCAGCUGCAGCAGUACCUCAGGGACGUCCUCAGGUCCCCCCGGCUGCCCCUGACCCCCCCGGGGGGCUGCCCUGCCCUGGCCCCCCCGCAGGAGCUGCCGUGACCCCAGGCUCUGCUCCCAGGGCCUUGUGAGGCCGUGGGGAGGACACAGAGACAAGGGGGGCUCAGCCUGGGACAGGCCCUGACGGGGGGGAGCCCCCAGCCUGCCCCCCCAGCCACUCCUGCCACGCUGGGGGACGAGCCACGGACAGGGAUCUGCCCCCCCAGUAAAUGACCCCACCCCUGUGUCCCACUUGUGUCUCCCCCAACCCGUGAGCUGCACCCCCAUGUGUGGGUCAGGGCCCCCCAUUCCUGUUCCCAACCCUCAUGUACUUCAUAUCCACCCCAAUAAAUACACCCCAAUGAA
This is a messenger RNA of Chiroxiphia lanceolata (lance-tailed manakin), 2104 nucleotides long. RefSeq names its product WD repeat domain 54 (gene WDR54). The record is from RefSeq and is a predicted model, not a curated record. Gene Ontology annotation, molecular function: protein binding. NCBI's taxonomy places the organism in Eukaryota, Metazoa, Chordata, Aves, Passeriformes, Pipridae. The transcript has 10 exons. The coding region runs from base 12 to 1025 and encodes 337 amino acids.